UGUUGAAAAGAGUAGUGGAGGCGUACGAACACAUGAGGAAGAGUGCGUUUUUAACCAGUUCAUUCGUGUCAAGACAGAGACAGAAAGAGAGAGAUAGAGAAAAAGGAAGUAGGGAGAGAGAGACAUACAACGAUAAUAUUGAUACAUAUGUAAAGUGCGAGCGCUUCGGGUAUUCAACUGUUAUAUUCUGUAAAGUUGUCCAGCUGUUGUUUUCUAUCGGAUUUAAGUUUGGCUUGAUUAAUUACGGCCGGUUGUGUCAAGUGCCGAGGAAAAUAAUUCCUAAGCAGCGACUAUAUGUAAGAACACCUGUGCGUGGUAAUCAAUCGAUCGAUUCGAAAAGUGCAACCACGAUUGUCAAAUAGCUACACGGCGAUCGAGAAAAAUCUAAGAAUGGAUUAUUCACACUUCAUGACGGAGGUGUCCAAACGCAGGCGACCUGCCACGACGCGGGAGCUGACGAAAAUAGCAUAUUCCGCGCCGAAAAGCACCGUCUCCUUGGCGGAGGGUAUGCCCAACGAGAAAACGUUUCCGUUCACGGAAAUCUCGGUUAAGCUCUACGAUGGCACGUCCUUCAUUCUCGACGAGAAAGAAUUAGCUGCCGCUCUGCAGUACAUACCUACGCAAGGUUAUCCUCCCCUCGUGCAGGCCCUCCGGGAAUACCAGAGAAGGGCACACGCGCCGCCCUUAUGGGAGAGCCGUGACAUAGUCGUCGUUUCGGGGGCUCAGGACGGCCUGAGCAAGAUUCUGGAGGCUGUAAUCGGCACUGGUGAUCCGAUUUUGGUCCCCAAUCCUUUGUAUCCUGGCGUCGAAGUUGUGGUGGCGCCCCAUCAAGCAGAACUCAUAGCUAUCUCUCAAGACGACGACGGUCCUGUUCCGAAAGCGCUCAGGGAGACCCUAAGGGACCGGCAGCUGUCCGGCGAGAAAAUGCCGAAGAUAAUGUAUAUAAAUCCCACGGGCACGAACCCGACUGGCAUCAUUAUACCUCUGGAGAGACGAAAGGAGAUCUACAGUAUAGCCUGCGAGUACAACUUCUUGAUUGUCGAUGACGACCCUUAUCAUUUCAUGCAUUUCGAUAAGGAGGAGCCUCGGUCCUUUCUGUCGCUCGACACGGAAGGUCGGGUGAUCAGGUUGGACUCGUUCUCGAAGGUGAUCAGCAGCGGCAUUCGAGUGGGCUUCGUGACCGCCGCAGCUCCGCUGAUAGCCAGCGUGGAGCUUCACCUGCAGAGCAGUCACCUCCACGCGCCUACCUUAUCGCAGGUGAUAUUUUAUAAGCUGCUGAAGAUGUGGGGUUACGAUGGUAUGCUGGCGCAUUACAUGAGACUGAGAUGCUUCUACAAGGAGCGAAGGGACGUUAUCGCGGCGUUGGCGCACAAACAUUUGAACGGUCUGGUGGACUUUAACGUGCCGAAAGGCGGUUUCUUCUUGUGGAUAAAAGUACGUGGAAUUGAAAACACGUGGAAGAUGAUGAUGCAGCGUGGCGUCACCGAGGGUGUCAUUAUGGCACCGGGGGCCGCGUUCAUGAUGGAUACCACGAAACCCUGCAACGCCAUCAGGGCGAGUUUCGCUAAGGCUUCUUACGAGGAGAUGGAUCUGGCGAUGGAGCGAUUGGCGCAAUUGAUCAGAGCAGAGUUAGACAAGAAUUACACGAUCGAGAAUGUAGACGCGCGAUAACGCGAGUAAUGCCGUCAACAAUUGCACGAUGCAGUCGAUAUCGAGACAACCACCGAGUUUCAGUCGGUAUUAAAUAAGGGGUGGAGGGUUGAAAAGCUAUUACUGUACGAGUAAAUUGCGUGGAACGAUAAAACUAAGGACGUACCAUAUAUUGAUAGGAUUAGAUUAGUUAAGAUCAAACAGACAACAUGAUGCAUUUUCGGCUAAGCGACAAGCGGUAUUGGAGACAAGAAUCGACGUCCGGAUAAUCAUUUGCGAGAACAUCCAGCAUAAUCAAUAAUGUCUAAUAUAUUUCUCACAAUUACUUAGUGUCUAAUAAAUUAUUAGUAAUAAUAUGUAUAUUAGGCGUCUACGGAUAGGAUCGCUAUUCGAUAGAGAAACGAGGCGGCAAUCGAUUUGAUCUUUCGUUAUAUAUUUAUUAUCUCUAAGACUGAGGAUAAUUAGCUUAAGCAUUUGCGUUAUUUUCUACGCAACACUCGCAUACUAUUUGUCACGCGUGUGUUUGUUACGAAUCGCCUAACCUAUUUGCAUUUGUUACGAAUCGCGAAACCUGUCCUAUUUGGAUUCUCUCUCUCUCUCUUUCUCUCUCCCGUAUAAUUAAACGGACUUUCAUUUCUCAGUAACAGGUACGAUGGAAAUCUACUCGAACCGUUAUUUAAAUGUGUUGCCGAAAAAUAAGAGGUUUGUUUGACUUGCUGUCAAGUCGAACUAUUUGAGAAUGAAAGUCCUGAUUCCCGUCAUUAAGUCGCCUCCUUAAAGAUAAAAAGGUUACCUGGUUUCUGCUGUUGGCCGUACAAGUGAAAAUAAACGUCCUUGUAGUUUA
Dinoponera quadriceps is the source of this 2494-nucleotide messenger RNA. RefSeq names its product kynurenine/alpha-aminoadipate aminotransferase, mitochondrial-like. NCBI's taxonomy places the organism in Eukaryota, Metazoa, Arthropoda, Insecta, Hymenoptera, Formicidae. The transcript has 8 exons. Gene Ontology annotation, biological process: biosynthetic process. Gene Ontology annotation, molecular function: L-kynurenine:2-oxoglutarate transaminase activity; pyridoxal phosphate binding. The record is from RefSeq and is a predicted model, not a curated record. The coding region runs from base 391 to 1671 and encodes 426 amino acids.